UAUAUAUAUAUAUAUAUAUAUAAACAACAUUUAUUAUCAGUGUAUUAAUUUAUAACACCAAUCCUUAAAUACUAUGUUCGUUUUGUUUGUAUAAGCACCUUCUCAGGUGUUCAGUGGUCCAGCGCAAGAUAAUAAAAAUUUAUGUUAGAUAAAGUCAGCUGACAUAUAUUUGACACGGAUAAACGAUCUCGUCUGUGGCCAGAAAUUAAUAUGUAUUUAAAUGUAGAAUAAAAUUGUGGAUUUCGUGUUGGUACAGCCAUUUCAAAGUCUGAAGUGUGUCAUUCGGGAACCUAUCUUUUUAUAUAAAAGACCAAUUUUUUUUCCCAACCUGAUUGUAAUUCAUUUCGUUGGAGGAGUUCGGUGGCAACAUGAGCGGUACUGUAAGCCGCGGCAGUGUGAAGACGCGCUGGGACGCCCAGUGUCAGAUAGCCGCAAGGAUCUGCUCAGCACUGCAGCCACUACCCUGACUGCUGCCCUGCUCUCAAGGUCCUGUGGUGUCAUCUACGGCUAAAAACAGGGUCAUUUACAGUAAAAGUUCACAGAGCAGGUCCUCCUUUGGUUGAGUGGGGGCCAUAAUGGGUUGUUGUGCCACGCGGAUCGUAACAGGAACACCAGUGAAGUGAGUACGGUAAAGAUGACGACAGCUGAUCUCGUUUUCAUUCAUCCUCCGCAGUGUAAUGAAAAUAAGAAUCAAAUCAAUAAUGAUUCUAGAUGAUAUGUUUGGCGCUAUUGACUGGUCUGGCUGACUCAGACUUUUCAACUCUUGGUGAAGCCCCCGGAGCAUCGUGGACGCCAAAGGCGUUUCCCCCCCACCACUGUCCAGACAUGAGCUGUGAGACGCGCUGGAGGACCUGGCAUCCGGAAGCCCACAUGGACAGGCUCUGUGCCGACUGCCAAGCGCCAGGAGGGGCCCGGGGCCUGUGCACACUGUGCAACCAGCACCUGUGCUGCCGCUGUGCCAGCCUGCACCAGCACGCCAGCCGGACGGCCCCCCUGCCCGCCUCGGACAUGGCGGCGCACCCCUCCCCCAUUGACACCAGCUGCUGGCCAAACAGACCCCCCCCGUGCCACCUGCACGGACCGGAGCCCCUGGAGCUCUUCUGUGAGACCUGUGACCUCCUGGCCUGUAGCAGAUGCCACCUUUCCAGCCACGUGGAUCACAGGUUGGUCCAUGUGGGAAAGGCCCUCCGGGAUCAGCUCUGGCUCUUCGAGAGGCUGACGGCCCAGCUGGAAGACAAAAGGUCCGCCGUGGAGAACUCAGCCAAGCUGAUCGAGUCCAGAAUACAUGGACUGAAGAUCCUACAGAGAAAGGCAGAGAAUCAGAUUAAAAUGGCAAAGAUGAUUAUAAUGAAUGAGCUCAACAAACGAGUCAACUUAUUAACAGAGCAACUUAAGAAGAUGUCUGGCGACUUUCGGCAGCAGCUCGAAGGGCAGCUGCAGGGCCUGGUGGAGCUCUGCAGCCAGCUGGGCCAAACGCAGAACUUUCUCAGCUGGGCCACGUCCCACCACCAGAGAGGCCAGCUGCUCUUCAACAAGGAGCUGAUCAUGUUCCAGAUGCAGCAGUUGCUGGAGUCCCAGCUUCAGUGUGACAUGGAGACCCCUGUGAAGAUCAAAUUCAACUGGGAUGCCAGCUUGUGGACCAAGCAGAUCUCAACGUUAGGUCAUCUGACAGCAGAGGGGGGGUUCCUCCCUCAUUCCGAGAGGCUGUCGUGUUCCGGCCUCCUUAAGCCACACCCCCUUACCUGCCCCGCCCUCCCAGCUUCCAUGUGUCCCGGAGCCGUGGAGCAGGGCUGCGGAUUUCAGACCUGCUUCCAGUCGCAGGCAUGCUGCCCUGGCUGUGUGGCUUCCAAGGCCUGCGAACCCCACCCGGGCCUCCUAGUGGACCUCAGCCUGGGUUCCUCAGGGCAGAAGGGCAGCUGCCAACCUCUUAGACCAUAUCCUGACAGGCAGCUGGAGCAGCCGUCUGCAAAGCAGCCAGAUGAGAAGGGGCCGGAGCGGUGUCACGCCGGGUGUAAGCAGCGUAGACAGAAACCUGCGGCCCAGCGCUGCACUCCUCUGCCAGGCCCCUUGGAGCCCAAAGGACCUCGGGCUCUUGUCCCCCAUGCAAAGAAGCUCCCCCAGCAGCGUGCCAGGCAGACGUUGUCGCCCACGGAGGAUGCCCAGGUGCACUGCCCCAGCGGCAAGCCCCCGGAGGCGCAGCAGUCAAUGGCCGUCUGCUCCAGUCUACAGCUCCUUCUGCAGUCUCCACAUCAGUCCUGUAGGGGGCAGCAGCCAGGGAGGGCUCAGGGGUGGGUGGACUUGGACAAGCUGCAGCUGGCCAUGAGACGCAACGGGACGGGUCCAGGUGGCCCGCAGCCUGCCGUGAAGCAAAGAACCGCCGAACCAGCCAGGGUGGGUCCAGAUGGACUGGGUGCAAAUGAACUGCAAGAGCCCCAGCGACAGCUGCAGGCGCUAACACCCUCGGCAGUGCUGGAGCGUGGCGUUGCCCAUCAGGCCGAAGGGCAGCCAUCAGAAGUGCUACAGCUGCUUGAGAGCAACACCUGCAGCUCCGGGGAAUCUGGCUUGUCUGUGAUGUCGACACCGGCCCAGGGGGGCCCCACCACCGAGCAAACGAGGCCGCUGGGACCACCGGCUCGUGCUGCCCCCGAGGGCCAGCCUCCGAGGGCCGCCCGCAGCCUAGCAACAGCAGGUGGGGAGCAGGGCAACGCGGCGGGCCAGGGUCAGAGGAGGUCGGCAGCAGUUGGGCCAAACCAGAUCACUCCCUCUACCCUGAAUGCUCAUGGAAGGAUUGUUUUUCUUUGCUUGUCUUCACCGACCUCUUACAAGACAGAGUCAGGUAAUAUUUAUGCAUGCAAGGAGACAGAAACUGAAGGUAGACUUGGACCAAGAUCUCAGGACAGUAUCAGGGAAGCAUCGGCACUCCCCAAACGUCCCCGAGCCACGCGCGUACGGUCGGAGCGCUCGAAGGCCCGAGCCACGCCAGGAGUGAAGAGCCGACGAGGUCCUCGUGCAGAUCCCAUGCCUGCAGGGGACGCUGUUGCUCCAGAGCUACUAGAGUGUUCAGCUGCUAAGGAGUUGAAGGGAGGACACAGAGAUGGAAUGAUGAGCACUGGCCAGUUGAGGGUGGACCUGUCAGAGCAGCUCACAGCCAACAGCACACCGCAACUCACGCAGUGUGAGAAAAGAGGAGCAGAAGAGGAGCCCUCACCAGCCCUCCCUGAAACACAGACUGACCCAAAAUCCAGUCCAAGACCAGAGUCUGAGACAGAGGCAUGCUCUGAAACAGAGCUAGAGAUAGAAUCGGAACCAGAACUGGAGUCUGAGCCGGAUUUAGAAAUAGAGACGGAUCAGGGAGCCCUGCAAAAUCCAGGGUCAGACCAGAGUCUGGAGUCCGAGACACAGCCAGACUCGGAAGCAAAUAUGGACACAGAGCCGGACCUGGUGUCUGCUCAGCAGCUGGAGACAGAGGCUAAUCUGGAGUCAGGGAUACAGGCAGGGUCACAGCCCAGUCUCGAGUCAAAGACUGAUCUGGUGUCAGAGCUACUGCCAGGUUCACAUUCCAAUGUUGAGUCAGAGCCUCCUCUGGAGUCAGUGAUAUCAGGGCUACAGGCAGAAACCUGCUUAGCAUCAGAACCUUUUCUGGAGUCAGGGCAACAAGCAGAAUCACAGUCUUGCCCAGAGUCGGAGCCUGAGCUCGAGGCAGGGCUACAGACAGAGUCACAGUCCUGCCUAGAGUCAGACUCGGGUAUGGAGGUUGAUCCGGAGCUCCCACCGACCGGAGAGCUUGGUGACCACAUAACGGCAGAAAACGGUCUCGCUCCGGGGCAUGUAGAGAUGGAGAAUGAGGACUUCUGUGGGGUCUGCCUGAAUGGGGGAGACCUCCUAUGCUGUGACCGUUGCCCCAAGGUCUUCCAUCUGCUGUGCCAUGUCCCACCUCUCCUCAGCUUCCCCACUGGCGACUGGGUGUGUACGCUGUGCCGGGAUCUUGAGCAGCCAGAAGUAGAAUAUGACUGUGAGAAUGUGCGCUUCUAUACCAGGAACGAGGGCAAGGCGCUCCAGCGCGGGCUGUCCGAAUUUGACUUGAGGAAGUGUGAGAAGCUGACACUGUCCAUCUCCUGCAACAUCCUGAGUGCACCUUUCCAAGAACCAGUCAGCCCACUGGCGCGGCAUUAUUACCAGAUCAUCAAGAAGCCGAUGGACCUCUCUGUCGUCAGGGCCAAGCUGACCAGAAAGAGCCGUCAGCACUACCACACUCCCGAGGAAUUUGUGGCUGACGUCCUUCUUAUGUUCAGGAACUGCGCAAAAUUCAACUACCCGGAUUCAGAGGUGGCCCAAGCGGGCCGGAACCUCGAAGAGUUCUUCAGCUCCAAGCUGAAUGAGAUCUACCCCGACAGAACCUUCCCAGCCCUGGAGGAUGACUCCGACAGUGACAGCUACGAGGAGGCGCACGGCGUGGGAGUGGCCGGCUUCCCUUGGCCAAAUGGGAAGGAGCACUGCCACAGGAAGAGGAAGAGGAGUCACUCCCUCAAUUGGAGGAGACACCAUUUCUGAAAGACUCCUCUUGGGUGUCUCAUAUGUAGAUAUGGGCAGUGUGGUGUCCAGCUUUUUUAACCUUUCUCAUGAUAUUGUUUAGACUUAACCGAGGCAUGAGUGACACAUUCUGAGUGGUCCGCAGGGCAUUUUAUUUUGUACGUAGCUUUUUAAUAUAUUUAAGAUGAUUGCACAUUAAAAAAGCGAUUGUUAUUUUUAACUGAAAUCCUUAAGCUGGGGAUACACUGCGAAAACUGUAACGCUGCAAAUCCGGGAAGCACUUGAAAUGCUACGUUGCGGAGUCACACUGCUGGUUACAUUGUGUAAUAUAGAGGCCAAACAUUUCACCGCUUUCUGCUGCCCGGUUCAAUUCAAACGUCUUUCUGUAAUUACAUGAAUUGCUAGAUUGACAAAUCUAUUUCCCUUGUUCAUUUUUUAUGAUUAAAUUAUUGCUUUUUUUUCUAAUUGGCUUAAUUUUCAUGUCCUGAAAAAAUCUGUCUCAACUGAAUGAUGAUGCAACAUGAUUCAAGGUUUACCGUAGUAAUUUUAAAUAACCACAGUCAAUAAGUUAAACCCAGCAGUAUUCAACUACUAGCACAACCUUGCGAACGAUACAUGUGUGAAUACACUGCAUAAAUAUCAAAUAUACACACAUUCUGUUCCCCGUCUAACUUCCUACUGUCAAACAGACACGUCACCUUGGACAAGAAGGCCUGAUUAUGUACAGGAAGUAGAUGAUCCAUUGUUUGAUCACUUUAUAACAGUGGGUCACCAGUUUGAAGCCUAGAUUCAUAGAUUCAUAAACCUUUGAUGUCUGGUAGUGCUUGCCAAUACUAUUCCUAUAUUGUCAUGUUUAUAGGUUGUAUAUAUUCAUAACUUUGAUUAAGCGGUGCCACAGGCUAAUUUUUAAAUGUAUUUGUUAAAUGCUGCUCUUCUUUUGUAGAGGGUCCUCAUCCGUCUGAGUGUGAUGCCCAGCAGUGGGGCCUUGGG
Molecule: messenger RNA, 5520 nt
Organism: Brienomyrus brachyistius
Lineage: Eukaryota; Metazoa; Chordata; Actinopteri; Osteoglossiformes; Mormyridae
Product: tripartite motif-containing protein 66-like
Exons: 19
Coding region: 712-4551 (1279 amino acids)
Molecular function (GO): protein binding; zinc ion binding
Source: RefSeq, a predicted model, not a curated record